CACCUGCCCCCGCCCUCCUCAGCCCCGCCCCCAGCUGGUGCCGUGCCUCAGAAGCUGCUGGUGCUGGACGUUGACUGCGGCGUGGACGACGCCCACGCGCUCAUGAUCGCCCUGGGAGACGCCGCGCGCGCGCGCGUGCUCGCCGUCACGUGCUGCAACGGCAACACGCACGUGCGCCAGGUGGCGGACAACGUGGCGCGCGUGCUGCGCGCGUGCGGAGCGAGCGCGCGGGUCCCCGUGUUCCUAGGGGCCUCCGCGCCGCUGCUGGCCAAGCCGAUGGACGCGUCCUCGUUCCACGGCAACGACGGUCUGGGGGACUCCCCGGACCCCCCCGACCCGAGCCCCGUGGCGGUGAAGAAGCAGGAGGAGCACGCGGUCAAUGCGCUCGUCCGUCUGGCCAAGGAGAACCCGGGACAGAUAACGCUCGUGGCCGUGGGGCCCCUGACCAACGUGGCGCUUGCGACGCGCAUGGACCCCGACUUCACCUCGCGCCUCAAGGAGCUCUUCAUCAUGGGCGGCACCGUGGAGGCGCGUGGGAACUGCACCAUGUGCGGGGAAUUUAACUUUGCUGCGGACCCUGAGGCUGCCUACGUGGUGCUGGAGAGCUGCAGAUGCCCGCUGCACAUUGCGAGCUGGGAAUUUACCGUCCGCAACGUCAUUCCCUGGGAGUUCUACGACGAGUGGACCGCCACCGACACGGAGCGGGGACGCUUCGUGAAGCGCAUCUCGGCGAAGAGCGCCGCCUUCGCACGGGAGGCUGGCCGCGGAUCUGUGGAGCUGUUUGCCGGCCCGGGCUUCGUGCCGUGCGAUACCUACGCAGUGGCCGCUGCCUUGGACCCGGACUUCGUCACCCAGUGGGCAGAGCACUCGGUGCGCGUGGAGCUGCACGGCGCUCUCACGCGCGGCCAGAUGGUGGUGGACUGGCUGGGCAUCAUGGAGGACCCGCCGCUGGUCAAGGCGCGCAUCAUGGUCCGGUGCGACAUGACGCGGCUCAGGGCCAUGCUCGUCGCGGCCGUGCAGUGACCGGCCGGACGGCCGCUCGCAUGUCCCCGCUGACCGACUCACUCACCCACUCACUCACCCACUCACUCACCCACUCACCCACCCACCCACCUACUC
Messenger RNA from Petromyzon marinus (sea lamprey), 1119 nucleotides. Its product is annotated as nucleoside hydrolase-like. NCBI's taxonomy places the organism in Eukaryota, Metazoa, Chordata, Hyperoartia, Petromyzontiformes, Petromyzontidae. Gene Ontology annotation, molecular function: hydrolase activity, hydrolyzing N-glycosyl compounds. The record is from RefSeq and is a predicted model, not a curated record.